GCAUCCACGUGGUUGAGUUUUACUGCCACCCACUGGUGCCACGUUGCCACGUCAUUUCUUCUUUGUACCCGACACAGAGGCUUUGCGGAAGGAGAAAGAGGCACACGUGCUACACCGAGCAUGGACUGCGAAGAAAUGUUCGUAACGUACGUCGAUACAAAGGAACUGCAACAGUUUGAACGUCUGUACCACGAGAAACUACAACGGGGCCACAUGGACCAGGAUGUUCAGUAUGAGUACGGCCGUUGUCUCGUCCUCAGCCGAUUCCCAGCGGAUAUCAUCAAAGGGAUCGUGCUCAUGGAACAACUCUUGCAGCUCGACUACCGGGCAACGGAGUGCUGUUAUCUGACCGCUAUUGGACACACCAAGAUGGGAAAUUAUACUACUGCUGUACAGUUUACCAAGAUCAUGUUGGCAAGGGAUCCGAAGAACAGCAAAGGCAAGCAUCUUCACGACAUCGUUCAGCAGAAAGCGCUACGCGAAUACAUGUUCCAGAUACUUGUCGUUGGUGGAGUGGUUGUUAUGAUGACAGUUCUGGUCACUAUGGCUCUGGCCAGACGGUAGACAUCCAUUAAAUAGGCUCGACUCUCAA
Messenger RNA from Ornithodoros turicata, 592 nucleotides. RefSeq lists its product as uncharacterized. Gene Ontology annotation, biological process: peroxisome fission; autophagy of mitochondrion; mitochondrial fragmentation involved in apoptotic process. The transcript has 2 exons. Bases 121 to 564 code for a protein of 147 amino acids. Gene Ontology annotation, molecular function: protein binding. Gene Ontology annotation, cellular component: mitochondrial outer membrane; peroxisomal membrane. Lineage: Eukaryota; Metazoa; Arthropoda; Arachnida; Ixodida; Argasidae. The record is from RefSeq and is a predicted model, not a curated record.